CCUGUGGUCCCCCCCAUUGCGAUGAUAACAUUGGUAGUGUUUGUGUGAAUUCAGCAGUAGGUCGUGUUAUUCCUGUGUUUGUUUUAAAAAUGAAGCUCUUUUGUUUAGUCUUCAGUCUGUACUUCACCUGUGUGACUGCAGGGAAAUACUCUCGAGAGUUGAACGAGCAGACGAGUAGUAGUGAUGGGCAGUCUGUGGAGUUCAGGAUAGCUAAGCUGAACCAGGUCUGGGAGAAAGCUAAAAGGAUGGUGUUGUCCCCAGUGCGGCAGGCAGAGCUGCACAGUGACCUGAAGAUCCAGGAAAAAGAUGAGCUGCAGUGGAAAAAGCUAAAGGUUGAGGGGCUUGAUGAAAAUGGAGAGAAAGAGGCCCAGCUCAGACGUAACUUCAACGUGAUCCUGGCAAAGUAUGGAAUGGAUGGGAAAAGAGACACUAGACCACUAGAGAGUAACCAUCUAAAGGACCAUGACACCAAGGAGGGCGACAUAUUUGAGGAUCCCAGGCUUGACAAACUCUGGAACAAGGCCAAGAGCUCAGGGAAGUUUUCAGAUGAGGAGUUGAUGAGUCUGAAGAGGGAGUUCCAACAUCACAAGGAUAAGACACAUGAGUACAACAUCCUCAUGGAUACCGUCAGCAGAGCAGAGGAAGUACACAAGAAUGUAAUCUCUCCCCUGGAGGGUGAUGCCAAAGAGCAUGUGCUGCACCAGAAGCACAAAGACCUCAAGUUGAAAAUGAGAGACCUCAACCAGGGCUUUGAGCGCCUCCGUAAGCUCAGCCACGAGGGCUUUGCUGAAGACAGUGAGUUUCAGGAGCCACGUGUGAUCGACCUAUGGGAGGCUGCCAAGAGAGCCAACCUCACUGAAGAUGAGCUGGACUCUCUCAAGGAGGAGCUGCAUCACUUCGAGACCAAGGUGGAGAAACACAGCCAUUACAAGGAGCAGCUGGAGCUUUCCCACCAGAAGCUGCAACAUGUGGAGGCUUUAGGAGACAAGGAGCACAUCAAGAGGAACCAGGAAAAGUAUAACUCUCUUGCUGAGAAGACCAGGGAGAUGGGCUACAAGAUGAAGAAACACUUGCAGGACCUGUCCAACAAGAUCUCUCGUGAUGGACUCGAGCACAAUGAGCUCUGAGAUGUCCGGACCAUGGCUAUCGAAUCAGUGAAGGUUGAUUGAACUGAAAUUGUUUUGUCAACAACAAAGCGCACUGAUAGUCUCUUCCCCUUCAACUACUGUAAAAAAAUCUUUGUUUUCUUAUGAUGUCGUUUUAUUGCUUGUUAAUGUGUAAAUAAAUUGUCGGCCAUUUAUACAAAAGACACAACCAUGCACUCAAUAUGCUGGGCUGGGAUGAUCACAGAUUGUUAGUUCAGCAAGAAGAUGCAAAAUGUAGAUGUCACAGUCGGUAAAUAUAGGGAUUGGCUUACGUGUCGUUAGAUGUGCAUUUAUAUGAUAAUCUUGUACAGCAUCAAUUCACUUGGUCUCCACAUUUAAAAAAACAUUUUUUCUACUUUUUCUAAUCAAAAUAAAGUGCAGGGUGCUUUGCAGAUUCAGAUCACAAGGAAUGAAACAUGAAAAUGUGACAUCUAUUUUUAAUAGCUGGUUAGUUGCUAUUGUCAGCAACCUAAAAAAGUAUUUUUUAUUUUCUUUCCUAUUUAAUAUUUUUGGAUGAAAUGUUAAUGGUUUGUAUAGCGCUGUUCUUGCUUCUGAUUACUCAAAGCGCUAUCACAUCGCAGGUCAUACCUACACAUUCACACACUGAAAGCAGAGGCUGCUAUGUAAAGUAUCCAUCAGUAUUAACUAAUCACAUUCAUACUCCACCGACGAAGCAGCAAGAGCAACUUGGGGUUAAGUGUCUUCCCCAAGGACAAAUCGGACAUGUGGCUGCAGGAGCUGGGGAUCACACCUCCAACUAUCUGGUUUAGAGACCCCUGAGACACAGCCGCCCCAAAAUAAAACACUUUAUUUUCCCUUUAAAAUCAGUAUAGAUUUACAGAUAAAAAAAGAUGCAAUUAAAAGCACGUAAGUGUUAUAAAUACAUUUUAUUGAUAUAAUAUGGCAUGCAGGAACUCAGUCAUCAACACACAUUUGGCCAAAUGCUGAAUUUUGACCACAACUUGCUUUCAAAAAGUUUUAAGAGCCUUGCUAAUCAUAAGGGUGAUGUUUCUGUCCCUAUUUUUAAAUAAAUAAAUCAAAUACAGUUUGCCAUCCCAUCAUUUUGACAUUUCACCCCUUCGUCACAUUGUGGGUUAUUAAGGAAGGACUUUCCUUGAUUAGAAUAUUAACACUAAUGUCCACUGGCUCCUCAGGAAUACAUGUUCCAUGUGCUCUGAAAAUCUCUUCAUGUUAAAAAUGUAACACUUACUGAAUAAAAGCCAUCAAAACAAAGGCAGGAGAGUACCAAAUAGAACAUAAGCCCAUAUGAAAUGAAAACACAGUAACUGAACACAAAACACAUCCAAAAUGCCUGCUGCAUAUAUGAGACCCCUGAGACAUAUCAUUUUCAUUCUUCUUAUUUGUAGAAUGGAUGGUGUGUCAGAAUCACUUUGGUGGCUCUACCUGCCUGGUCACCGGCUGAGUCAGUCUGUUCUUCCUGUCCUAGAUAUAUGCUCUGUCAGGACACUCUGAACUUUUGUCAUGGCAAUAAUAUGUAGGUGGGCAUACUUCUUGUAAGGAAAUUGUAAAGGGGAAACAGAGAAUAUGCACUUAUUUUUCUUAGUUCCAUGUUUUUCUGAACUUCAUGUUUUCACCGGUAGAAAAACAAACCAGUCUAAGAGAGGCUUGUGUUCCACUGACCCUCGAUUGAGUUAACCAAUCUCAUUUGAUGAUAAAAUGAUUAAAAUUGCUGUUUCUUGCUCAUACAUGAUUAUGUUGAUUCAUGAGUAAAAUUGCUUUAUGCCACUCUUUUUACAUUUUGUUUUCAAUCAAUAAACUUCUGGCUGUACCCCACUAAUUAGCUUUUGAGCUGAACUGAAUUCAAAUGUACAUGAAUAAACACCUUUGCCCUGUCA
Labrus mixtus (cuckoo wrasse) is the source of this 3001-nucleotide messenger RNA. RefSeq names its product low density lipoprotein receptor-related protein associated protein 1 (gene lrpap1). NCBI's taxonomy places the organism in Eukaryota, Metazoa, Chordata, Actinopteri, Labriformes, Labridae. The record is from RefSeq and is a predicted model, not a curated record. The coding region runs from base 90 to 1127 and encodes 345 amino acids. Gene Ontology annotation, biological process: negative regulation of receptor internalization; negative regulation of very-low-density lipoprotein particle clearance. Gene Ontology annotation, molecular function: lipase binding; very-low-density lipoprotein particle receptor binding; low-density lipoprotein particle receptor binding. Gene Ontology annotation, cellular component: rough endoplasmic reticulum lumen; endomembrane system; endosome. The transcript is spliced from 8 exons.